UACACCGUUAUGUCUAAGUAAUACUGUAGUACAUUAUCCUAUUGUUUCUAUUAAUCCUCACUUAGCUUUGUGUUUUAACGUGUUUAUUAUUUGUUCGUUGUUUAUGGAGUGCAUGGCGGAUUUUGAAUAGUUUGAGCAGUGUUGUACGGAAGCCCUAAGCGGCCAUGCAUUAUUAAUUUUGUUCUUUUUGUUGUUUUCUCGUGAUCUCGACUUAAUGUUUCUGUGCACUCGACACCCAUACUACUGAAGUCAAUGGGUUUAUUUUGUAAAUGAAGUAAAUAAUAUAAAUUUCUCUCCCCUUUGUAGUUUCUUUUUGCUGGGAAGGGGCGGAGCUUACCCCGAAUUUUAUCUAGCUGUCAGUACAGACCAGUGUUGCCAACUUAGCGUCUUUUUAGACCCCUUUAGCCACUUUUUUUUUUUUUUCUCAAAAAAAGCGCCUAACGACAAAUUUAGCGACUUUUUGGACAAACAUUAACGACUUUCCAAAUGUCGUCAGUACUGUCCUGCAAGCGCGAGCUCUUGCUUUCCCGCUGCACUCUCACCUCACUCUGCGUCUGCUCUGUUCAGUGAGAGGCUGAGAGCCAGAGCAGCACAUCCCGGUGAUCACAGACCUGAAUGUAUAUUCCACAGAAUAACUAAAGGUGAUUGGAGGCAAGGCACCUGGCUUGAAAUUUUUUUUUAUGAUCCGCUGUAUGCUGGUGUUUAUACCUGUAUAAACUCGGCCAAAUACCACAUCAUGGCAUUUAUACCUGUAGUCGAUUUUGCGGUCUACAAACGUAGUAACGGGGACAUCACUGACAAGAACCUGCAGGAGUUAUGCAAAGAAUUUCGAAAUGCCUUCACUGAAGUGGGGUUUGUGUAUCUCAAAAAUACUGAAAUAGAUCAGAACGAGGUGGCUCAGGUCAUGGAUAUUUCUAAGAAGUUCUUCCUGCUUCCUGAAGAACAGAAAAGACCCUUCACAAGGGGCAGUUACACAAUUAAUGUUAAUCAUGGCUGGGUGCCCUCAGAGGUAGAAAGGUUGAAUCCUCAAUGUCCAGGUGACUUGAAGGAGGCAUUUAAUAUUACAUCCUUGAGCAAAGAUAUUAAAUGGCCCUCUGAUGGUCUUGAUGGCUUUCGUGACAUCCAAGUCAACUUUUUCAAUCGGUGUAAGGAUCUCACUCUUGAUGUACUCAGGAUCAUGGCUCUCAGUCUAGGCCUGGAUCCAGAGUUUUUUCUCCAAGCACACAGCUACAUUGGAAGUGAUAAGAAUGACACCACCCUGCGCACUCUCUAUUACCCGCCGGUGAAGGCUGGGAGUGUGAAGGAAGGUCAGCUCCGCUGUGGUGAGCACUCAGACUAUGGCAGCAUCACGCUAGUCUUCCAGAGCCAUGAGGGAGGCCUGCAGGUAUUAAGUCGUAAAGGAGAAUUUAUCUCAGCCCCAAGCAUUCCUGAAACCGUGCUGAUCAACAUUGCAGAUCUAAUGCAGAGGUGGACCAGUGACGUGUUUGUAUCUGCUGUCCAUCGAGUUUUACCACCUCCUGAGGGUGACUCAAGCACAAGGCAGUCUUUGGUGUUCUUCGUGCAUCCAGACAAUGAUGCCAUCAUUACAUGUUGUGAUGGCUCAGACAAAUAUCCUCCAGUGAGAUCCUUGGAUUAUCUCCUGGCAAGAUUCAGCGACUCUUAUGGCAGAAAAUAGAUCUUUGCUGCUCUUUGUGAGUUGAUACUCAACUGCAUUUAUUUUCAUAUUUUUGCAGUUUAAAGCAAAUGGUACAUAUUAAAGAAAUCAUUAGAGAAAUCAGUAUGUUAAGGUUAAGCAAUCAAAAGUAGGAUCCAAUCAUGUGUAACCAAUAUAUGAGAUCAUAAGAGAUAAAGUGUUAAUCAAGAAGCUAAACUCAAAAGUUGAUAACUGGCUGGUGAGAUCAAUGAGUGACCAUUCUUCAGUAACAAAUGUAUCUUUUUCUUCUCUGAUUGCUGUUAUUUCUUAGAAAUGUCACCCUCUGCACCUGCAUAAAAACACUGAGUUUUUAAGUCUGUAUCUUUAAAUAUACUGAGUUUGUACUCUGUCUUUUUAAAUCUCUGUCUUUAAAGAUACUAAAUUUGUAUUCUCUUUUUAAACCUGUGUAUUUAAAGGUACUAAGUUUGUACUCUCUUUUUAAACCUGUGUAUUUAAAGGUACUAAGUUUGUACUCUCUUUUUAAACCUGUGUCUUUAAAGAUACUAUAUUUGUACUCUGUCUUUUUAAUUCUGUGUCUUUAAAUAUACUGUUUGCCUUUUUAAGUUUGUAUCUUUUUACCAGUUUGACGUUAGUGAUUUCUUAAGAUGUAUUGUAAAAAUCCAUGACAUAAGUUGGUAAAAUAAAAACUUUUAAAUAUUUUUUUUUUUUAAAGCUGACUGAACUUGCACCACCAUUUUAGAUAAGAUAUGAAGAAAGAAACAAUUGUGGUGAGUCAUCAGAAAUGUGAUCAAAGAAAGGUGAUCAAAAGAAAACAUGGGAAAACCUGCCUAAUGAAAUCAUUGUUUUAGUGUUGUAUAAAAGCAUGAACAUUGAUUGUGCUCAUCAGAUUAUCUGUAGACAUCUUGGCUUUUGUGAUUCUUCAAUAAAAGUCUUAUUUUUGGCAUCUUAAA
Messenger RNA from Ictalurus punctatus (channel catfish), 2604 nucleotides. RefSeq lists its product as uncharacterized. The transcript is spliced from 8 exons. Bases 737 to 1675 code for a protein of 312 amino acids. The record is from RefSeq and is a predicted model, not a curated record. Gene Ontology annotation, molecular function: dioxygenase activity. Lineage: Eukaryota; Metazoa; Chordata; Actinopteri; Siluriformes; Ictaluridae.